AUGUUCCAGAAGAUGAAACAGGCUCCGAGAGGCUCACCUGGCCACGAAAGGUGGAGCUCAGAGAGUCCUCACUGCCGAACCCCUUACCUGACACUGAGUGUGCCAGGGAGCCCCGUGGCUUUGCCUCGAUCCCGGCUGGGUGUGGACAUGCGCCUCUGGGCCCGUGUCACAUUCACCUCGCUCAGCUUCUCACUCCGCGCGGCUGCCGAUGCGCUGUCCGCGCCCGUGGUGCUGAAGGCGCAGGCGGUCUCCGGGCGCCUGUGCUACCCCGUGCUCAGCCUGGCACUCUCGGCCCUGCUGCUGCGGCUGCUCAGCGUACCCAUGGAGCUCUACAAUUUCGUGUGGUUCCACUCCCGAGUCUCCGAUGACCUGGGCGCCUCCUACUUCGUGCAGGAGCUGUGCGCCUAUGCCACGGUGUUCAGCAUAUUCAGCCUGAACACUGAGCACUGCCUGGCCCUGCGUGCUCGCCACCUGUUGACACUGCACAUGACCCGCCGCCUCCUGUCGCUUGCCUGGGCUGCCUCGCUUGGCCUUGGCCUCUCCCUGCCCAUGGCCAUCACCAUGGGGCAGAAGAAGGAGCUGGAGGUGGUGUGA
Molecule: messenger RNA, 594 nt
Organism: Rhinolophus ferrumequinum (greater horseshoe bat)
Lineage: Eukaryota; Metazoa; Chordata; Mammalia; Chiroptera; Rhinolophidae
Gene: NTSR2
Product: neurotensin receptor 2
Source: RefSeq, a predicted model, not a curated record